AAAUGGCAACGGCGACUCUUAACAGCUUACUGUGCCUGCUUGUGAAAGCAAUCAUUGCAAUAGGUUGUUUUGUGACUGUUUUUCUCAUGUAUUUUAAACCGUCGAGUAACUGGCUUGCAAAGCCUAUUGAAUCAUCAACACUACCAAUUCAGGAAGAAAAAGAAGAAAAUAAGGUUCAUAAUAAGACUAUAGUUCUAUUAUGGAUGUGGCCUUUUGGUCAGUCCUAUGAUCUAGACACAUGCAGCACCCAGUUCAAUAUUGAAGGCUGUUUUUUAACAGCUGACCGAGACCUAUACAAUAAGUCAAGUGGGGUCAUCAUUCACCAUAGAGACAUAAAAAGUGAUUUAUCAAAUCUACCACCAUUGCAGCGCCCACCUUUCCAAAAGUGGGUGUGGAUGAAUCUAGAGUCCCCGUCACAUACUUAUAAAAACCCAGGUCUUGGAAAUAUUUUCAAUUUGACUUUGAAUUAUAGGCAAGAUGCAGAUAUUGAAGUGCCUUAUGGGUCAGUUGUAUUCAGCCAAAAGGAGGGGGAAGCUUUCGUAUUGCCAAUUAAAACUAAAUUGGUCUGCUGGAUUGUGAGUAACUGGAACCCUGACCAUGCCAGAACGAGGUACUUCAAUGAAUUGCACAAACACAUCGAGAUACACACCUAUGGAAAAGCCUUUGGAGAACACGUCAAUGAUCAAGACUUCCUGCACACAAUAUCCAGUUGUAAAUUCUAUCUUUCGUUUGAGAACUCGAUUCACAAAGAUUACAUCACUGAAAAGCUGUACAACCCACUAGCUGCUGGAUCUGUGCCAAUUGCUCUUGGGCCACCUAGGCAGAACUACGAGAACUUUGUGCCUGGCGAUGCCUUCAUACAUGUGGAUGAUUUCCUCUCUCCCAAAGAGCUGGCUAACCAACUCACACUGUUACAUACAAAUGAAGAAAUGUAUCUGCGGUAUUUUGACUGGCGCAGACAUUUCAAUGUCAAGAGGUCACAUUUCUGGGCUGAACACACAUGUCAUGCCUGCGAUUACAUUAAUAGACACAAGGAAUAUAAAGUUUGUAAUAACCUUGACACUUGGUUUUGGGGUUGACAGCUCAAUUGUUUCUGCAAUGUUGCGGUUCAAUGUUACGGUAUCUCGUGAAACAUGUACAAAAGCUGAAGAACAUACGCACAUCCAGGUACUUUCUGCAGGUGCGGAAGUUGCAGGCAAACUCAUGGAAAACAGAAAGGAAAACGCUGUCGCUCAUGCCCCUAGGUGAUUUUAUAACAACGUUUCGACCCUUAGGUCUUCAUCAGGCAGGAUUCCUUUCUGUAUCUCAUGAAACACAGCCUGGUCUCUUGUGUGAUAACCAGGACACAUCCUUUUGGAAUAUGUUAUGCAGGGCCGUGCUUAAAAGAAUUUCCAUCCUUGUAAUCUCUUCUGUACACUCUUAGAAAAAAAACGUUCCAAAAGGGUUCUUCGGCUGUCCCCUUAGGAGAACCCUUUUUGGUUCCAGGUAGAACCCUUUUACUUCACUACAUUCCUAAAGAAAAUGAUGCACUUUUUACUCCAUACAUUUUCCCUGACACCCAAAAGUAAUCAUAACAUUUUAAAUGCUUAGCAGGACAGAAAAUUGUCCAAAUCGCACACUUAUCAAGAGAACAUCCCUACUGCUUCUGAUCUGGCGGACUCACUAAACACAUGCUUUGUUUGUAAAUUAUGUCUGAGAGUUGAAGUGUGACCCUAGCUAUCUUUGGAAUUGUUCAAUUAUUUUUACUUUUGAUACUUAAGUAUAUUUUAGAAACUACAUUUACUUUUGAUACUAGUCAUUUUCUAUAGAAGUAUCUUUACUUUUAGUCAAGUAUGAGAAUUGAGUACUUUUUCCACCACUGCAUUUUUUUCUAAUAGUGUAGGCUACACCAUUGCAUAGAAGUAAUUCAUUUAGUCUUUCAAUAAGCCAAUUUGUUUCAUAUGCUGGUUUCCAGUGAGCAAUUUACAACAAUGGAUAAUCAAAUUUGUAGAAAGCUUUUGAAGAAAGCUUGCAUUUGCUGGACUUUCUGACGGGCCGCCCCCAGGUGGUGAAGUUAGGAAACAACAUCUCCACCACGCUGAUCCUCAACACUGGGGCCCCACAAGGGUGCGUUCUCAGCCCUCUCCUGUACUCCCUGUUCACCCAUGACUGCGUGGCCAUUCACGCUUCCAACUCAAUCAUCAAGUUUGCAGACAACACUA
This is a messenger RNA of Salmo salar (Atlantic salmon), 2201 nucleotides long. RefSeq names its product 4-galactosyl-N-acetylglucosaminide 3-alpha-L-fucosyltransferase 9. Lineage: Eukaryota; Metazoa; Chordata; Actinopteri; Salmoniformes; Salmonidae. The record is from RefSeq and is a predicted model, not a curated record. Gene Ontology annotation, cellular component: membrane. Gene Ontology annotation, molecular function: alpha-(1->3)-fucosyltransferase activity.